AUGCAAUUUCACCAAAAAUUCAUCACUCUACUCAUCUUCACACCUUAUCUUAUUUUCUAUAUAAUCCCCCACCCACAAAGACAUUACACACCAAUCAAACAAACUAAGAAAAAGUAUUCAAAAGUGGCAAGAAGCAUGAAGUUAGCAUGUAUUGUUUUGGUGAUGUGCAUGUUAGUUGCCCCUAUGGCAGAAGCUGCAUUCUCAUGUACAACUGUAAUGACUGAUCUUGGUCAAUGCCUUACUUAUCUUGAAGCUGCUAAUAGUGCUAGUCCUUCAGAACCAUGCUGUGCAGGACUGAAGAAGCUUCUUGCUGCCGCCCCCACCGUCGCUGAUCGUCAUGCUGCCUGUAACUGCUUGAAAUCAACCGCUGGUGCUAUUUCUAAUUUGAAUGCUAACAAUGCUGCUGUUCUCCCUGGCAAAUGUGGUGUCAACCUUCCAUACAAGUUCAGUACCUCCACCAACUGUAACACCAUUAACUUUUGA
This is a messenger RNA of Vicia faba (fava bean), 483 nucleotides long. NCBI's taxonomy places the organism in Eukaryota, Viridiplantae, Streptophyta, Magnoliopsida, Fabales, Fabaceae. The record is from the annotation of a GenBank genome assembly.